Malania oleifera is the source of this 2298-nucleotide messenger RNA. RefSeq names its product probable polygalacturonase. The record is from RefSeq and is a predicted model, not a curated record. The coding region runs from base 322 to 1836 and encodes 504 amino acids. Gene Ontology annotation, molecular function: polygalacturonase activity. Gene Ontology annotation, biological process: carbohydrate metabolic process. NCBI's taxonomy places the organism in Eukaryota, Viridiplantae, Streptophyta, Magnoliopsida, Santalales, Ximeniaceae. The transcript is spliced from 6 exons.
GGAAGCGAGAAAAUUCCAACCUCAUCACAGCACGGACGUCUGCUCUUCCUUGCUCUGUUGAGAGCCGUUAUUGGAUGCUGUCGGCAAUUGGAAGCUUAAAUUGUGAGAUUGAGAGAGGAAUUAGUGGCGAAACCCAAUGAUUAUUUAAAAUUGGGAUUCUCUGAGCUCUUUCCGAGUUUGAUGCGUUGAUUUGCCUUCGCCUUGCUUCGGUGUCCUGUACAAUUACAUGGACGCAAGAGCAGCUGGCUUUUCUUUUUUACGCCGUCCUUUUCUCUUACCAUCCGUUGGUUUUCUUGUUUUAUAUACAUUAAUUGUCAUUAUAUGAGCAUUACAACCGCACCCUCUUCUUCUUCUUCUUCUUCCUCCUCCUCUUCCUCUGUUCAUGUCGCUUCUCCUCACUGGGUUUUGGUCUCUGCCUUUUCCUCACCGCUGGUGUUGAAGGAAGGAGCAGAAGGAGCUCAUGAAGGGGCUAGUGCUGUGCUUUUGCUUCUGGCAUUGAGCAAUGCUGCUGGACAAUAUGGAGGAAAUGAGGCACAGUGCAAAUACAAGAGGUCUUUGGAACCCAGGCCUCACAGUGUGUCCAUCUUGGAGUUUGGGGCAGUUGGGGAUGGGAAAACAUUGAACACCAUUGCUUUCCAGAAUGCCAUUUUCUAUCUCAACUCCUUUUCCGACAAGGGCGGUGCUCAGUUAUAUGUUCCGGCAGGCAGGUGGCUUACAGGAAGUUUCAACCUUACCAGCCACCUCACCCUUUUCCUUGAAAGAGAUGCCAUCAUUCUUGGAUCUCAGUGUUAUGACCAUUGGGAAAUAGCAGAACCCCUACCGUCCUAUGGACGGGGAAUCGAGUUGCCUGGCAGAAGAUAUCGCAGCCUGAUUAAUGGACUCAAUUUAAGUGAUGUGGUAAUAACAGGUGAUAAUGGGACCAUCGAUGGCCAGGGCACUUUCUGGUGGGAGCAGUUCAGUUCUCAUUCCUUGAACUACAGUCGCCCGCACCUUGUGGAAUUUAUUAGUUCUAGAGAUGUCACUAUUUCAAAUUUAACCUUCCUUAAUUCCCCUGCCUGGAACAUUCAUCCAGUAUAUUGCAGUAAUGUGCAAGUUCAAAACAUAACGGCCCAUGCUCCAGCUGAAUCUCCUCACACUAGUGGUAUUGUCCCAGAUUCCUCGGAGUUUGUCUGCAUCGAGGACAGCAAUAUCACUGUGGGUUAUGAUGCUAUUUCGAUCAAGAGUGGUUGGGAUGAGUAUGGAAUUGCCUAUGGCAAACCCACCACUGAUGUCCAUGUCAGGGGGGUUCGUCUCCAGUCUUUUUCGGGCUCUGCCCUCUCGUUUGGCAGUGAGAUGUCUGGUGGCAUCUCCAACGUACUUGCAGAGCGCAUUCUCGUGCAGAACUCGUUCACCGGCAUUGGAUUCAAAACAUCUAAAGGCAGGGGCGGUUAUAUAGAAGACAUACUCAUAUCAGAUGUGGAAAUGGAAUGUGUUGGCAGAGCAAUAGAGGCAACAGGUCAGUGGGAGUCCCACCCAGAUGACAAAUUUGAUCCAAAGGCACUUCCCGCUGUCAAUGGCAUUACAUUUAAGAAUAUGGUUGGCACAAACAUCACUGUUGCAGGAAACUUCUCGGGAAUUUAUGAAUCACCAUUCAAGUCCAUUUGCUUAUCAAAUAUCUCCCUAACCAUCGUUGCUGACCCUUCUUCCACUUCCUGGGUCUGUUCUAACGUAUCGGGUUUCUCCGAGAACGUGUCUCCUGAACCAUGUCCCAGCCUUCAAAGCUCAUUUCCAAACUCUUCCUCAGCUUGUUUCUCCCUCUUAUCUGCAACGAGUCAUGCAUCUUAUGUUAUUUUGUGAGGCCAUCACCCAAUACCAUUAUUUGUUUCAUCCAGUCCACGCAAAGAGACACCGAAGUAGGAUUUUUAUUUCCAACUUGAAUUCAAGUGGGAUAAUUUUCCAAUAAAAAUGCAGAUGUAGAAACAUCUCUGAUCUCCCAUAUCUUCAUUCAAUUACAAAAUCCCAUGUGUCUUGUGAUGAAAUGCUUCUGAAUUCAUGCCGCACCCUCAUCUGUUGCUCCUGUACAGCUACAUUAUUCUCAUUCAUGUGUAAGGAAAAUUUUGGUAGCGCAGAACAAGUGAUCAGAUUACUACUGCUUCCAGUCAUACAAUUAAAAUUUUUUGUUUUUCUUUGUUGUCAUUGUUAUCUUAAUUUGUAAAUUUAUGUAUGUGGUUUGUCACUUCAGACUUGAAUUGGAAGAUAGACAAGUACAAGAUAUUUAGUUUUGUGAUUGAAAUAAAAAGGGUUAUAUAUUCUCUCAAA